AUGUUUUACUUUGUCGAAGUAAUUCUAACGAAGUUUGUGUUUUCUGCUGCAGCCUUGGCAGAUUUUAGUGGACAAACAGUCAAGGAGUUACAUAAAGCAGAAAUGACCGUCAAGAAAUCAAACCAAUCUGUGACAUUUACUGAACACACAACGCCUCCUCUGCCGCCAGGAUGGGAAGACUUCUGUACGGAGAAAAAUCUCAACACUAAUGUACUAGCUUUUAAGUGCAACAUCGACACCUCAAAUUCGGGACGCUGGAAUUUUGAAGUGCUGAGGGACUUCAUUAUGUAUCGCCGUAUGAAAUAUAAAUUUGACGUAGAAUGUUUGAACGGAGCCAAAAUAUCACUCAUCUGGCCAGCCAAGGCAAAAAACCUCAAAGGAAUGAAGGUGUAUAAUUGUAUCAUCGAGGACUUUUACAAUGAUUGUAUGGAUCAAGUAGUGACGUCAUUUCCGGAUGAGAUAGAGUUCAUGAACUUAACAAAUGUAGUGAUAAUGGCAGAUAUUUUCGAUGUCCUUCAUUUGGGUAGGACUAUAGCAAACGUCACACAGGAUUGUCAUUGUGGAAAUGAUGAAAGUGUUAUAACACGAAUUCAAAGCAAUGUCACAUACAACUUCGGCGACUCCCUCUCGCGGUACUACAGUUUGGUUGGACAAGAUGAGGACAAUUACAACAUCAGCAAAGACCCCGUCCUCAGAGAGGGUCAGAAGAUGCAUAACGACAUGCUUAAAAUAGAACAUAUUUGUAACUACCAGAAAAUGCAAAUAUAUGAUUACAGUAUAAAUCCACACCCUGGUAAAUUUUAUAUUAACAUUAAGACGGAGAGAUCUCGGUACCCGGUGCUGAAGAUGUUGAAUUUUUCUUACACAGACAUGAGUUCAAUUUCGGAUCUGUUUGAUAAAUUAGAUGAAUACUUUCCCAAACUAGAAUCGCUGGAUCUUUCCCACUGCAAUAUACAAACAGUUGAUAUUCGCGAUGAUAAUAGAGUUUCUCUGUGGAAUGGGACUGUAUUGAAGGUUAAUAUUACCCACAACAACAUCACGGAAUUACAAGUCGAUUCCCUAGAACGAUUAAUUCACAAACAAAAUCUAUUCAUAAACUUCAGUCACAAUCCGCUAAAUUGUUCAUGUACCGAAGACAUGAAAGAACUAAUCAUCUUUGUGGAGGACAGCAGGAAGUGGAGCAGACCAGAAUAUCUGCCUUAUAAUUUUAUAAGAGAAAUGAAAUGUGCUUAUCCAAAACAUUUGAACAGAACGCGCCUGAAAGAUCUACAGGAAAGUCAUCUUAUGUGUGAAAGUGACUUGGCUUUGACAAAAACCGUUCUUGUAGAAGCAAUAGUUCCUCUUAGUAUAUUCGCUGCCGUCCUUCUUGGAAUUAUUGUUGUUUUUGUGAGGUUUCGACGAGAAAUUCAGAUUUUAAUGUACACAAGGCAUAACAUUUUACUGUCUUGUCAACAAGACGAGACAAGUGAAGACAAAACUUUUGAUGCUUUUGUCUCUUAUAGCAACGAAGACCAUGAAUGGGUCAAGCGUGUGUUCGAAGAAGAUUCCGUUGAAGGUCUGAAAAAUUUUAAAUUUUGUCUACACCAUAGGGACUUCAUGGCGGGUAAAACAAUAACUGAAAAUAUCAUAAAUAGUAUUGAAAGCAGCAGACAUACAAUUGUAAUUGUGUCGAAGAAUUUUUUAGAUAGUAGUUACUGUCUUUAUGAAUUUGAGGAAGCUCUUCGACAGAGUAUCAAUGAAAAGACACGCCAUCUAGUGGUGGUUAUGUUUGAAGAGAUAUCAGUGAAUGAAAUGCCAAAGGUGUUACAAAUUUGUUUAAAAACGUUCACUUAUAUCAGAAAAGACGACGCAAUCUUUCUUGAUAGAUUAGUAUAUUCGUUGUCUUGCAAGCACCGACAGAAAAAGAAUGAUAUUGCUUGA
This is a messenger RNA of Ostrea edulis (European flat oyster), 1920 nucleotides long. Its product is annotated as toll-like receptor 2 type-1. Gene Ontology annotation, cellular component: membrane. Gene Ontology annotation, molecular function: transmembrane signaling receptor activity. The record is from RefSeq and is a predicted model, not a curated record. The transcript has a single exon. Lineage: Eukaryota; Metazoa; Mollusca; Bivalvia; Ostreida; Ostreidae. Gene Ontology annotation, biological process: immune response; toll-like receptor signaling pathway. Bases 1 to 1920 code for a protein of 639 amino acids.